AUGGGGUCUGUCAACACACCGGCUACUCCUACGACACGCGCGACCUCACAACACAAUCACAAUCACUCCACAUACGAUGGGACGCACCCGGCCUCGUAUGGGGUCUGUCAACACGCCGGCUACUCCUACGACACGUGCGACCUCAAUACAAUCUCCCCUCAUACGACGGGACGCACCCGGCCACGUAUGUGGUCUGUCAACACACCGGCUACUCCUACGACACGUGCGACCUCACAACACAAUCACAAUCACUCCACAUACGACGGGACGCACCCGGCCUUGUAUGUGGUCUGUCAACACGCCGGCUACUCCUACGACACAUGCGACCUCAACUUUGGGCCUGGCUACAUUCUCAUAAGCCCGCACACAAUAAUAUCUCCCCUCAUACGUCGGAACGCACCCGGCCACGUAUGGGGUCUGUCAACACACCGGCUACUCCUACGACACGUGCGACCUCACAACACAAUCACAAUCACAAUCACUCCACAUACGACGGGACGCACCUGGCCUUGUAUGGGGUCUGUCAACACGCCGGCUACUCCUACGACACAUGCGACCUCAACUUUGGGCCUGGCUACAUUCUCAUCAGCCCGCACACAAUAA
This is a messenger RNA of Prunus armeniaca (apricot), 603 nucleotides long. Lineage: Eukaryota; Viridiplantae; Streptophyta; Magnoliopsida; Rosales; Rosaceae. The record is from the annotation of a GenBank genome assembly.